GGGAAAAAAAGAUGUGCCCUCUGUCUUUGAGGACAGCCACCAGCUGGAGAACUUUGAAUAGCAACAGAGAGACAUGUCCAAGAACGUGAGUUCCAAGUCAAAACCCAUUGGGAUUAUUGGAGCUCCUUUCUCUAAGGGACAGCCACGAGGAGGGGUAGAAAAAGGCCCCGCAGCAUUAAGAAAUGCCGGUCUGCUGGAGAAACUUAAAGAACAAGAGUGUGAUGUGAAAGACUAUGGGGACCUGUCCUUUGCCGAGGUCCCUAAUGACAGUCCCUUCCAAAUUGUGAAGAAUCCAAGGGCUGUGGGAAAAGCCAAUGAGAAGCUGGCUGAUGUCGUGGCAGAAGUCCAGAAGAAUGGAAGAGUCAGUGUGGUGCUGGGCGGAGAUCACAGUUUGGCGAUUGGGAGCAUCUCUGGCCAUGCCAGGGUGCACCCUGAACUUGGUGUCAUUUGGGUGGAUGCUCACACUGACAUCAACACUCCAGUGACAACCACCAGUGGGAACUUGCAUGGACAGCCCGUAUCUUUCCUCCUGAAGGAACUGAAAGGAAAGAUCCCUGAUGUACCAGGACUUUCCUGGGUGACUCCCUGCAUAUCUGCCAAGGAUAUUGUGUAUAUUGGCUUGAGAGACGUGGACCCUGGGGAACACUACAUUAUUAAAACUUUGGGUAUUAAAUAUUUUUCAAUGACUGAAGUGGAUAAACUGGGCAUUGGCAAAGUGAUGGAAGAAACAUUCAGCUAUCUACUGGGAAGAAAGAAAAGACCAAUUCAUCUGAGUUUUGAUGUGGAUGGACUGGACCCAUCCUUCACACCUGCUACUGGCACACCUGUCGUGGGAGGUCUGUCUUACAGAGAAGGUCUCUACAUUACAGAAGAAAUUUAUAAGACAGGGCUACUCUCAGGACUAGAUAUAAUGGAAGUAAACCCAUCUCUGGGGAAGACGCCAGAAGAAGUAACUCGAACAGUGAAUACAGCAGUAGCAGUAACACUGGCUUGUUUUGGGGUUGCUCGGGAAGGUAAUCAUGACCCUAUGACUAACUAUCUUAACCCACCUAAGUGAAACAACACCUCAUAGCAAGUGACCUAAUCAGCAAAUGUAAUUUACUUAAGCUAACGGUUAUGCUCCCAAAGAUUUGUUUUUCCUGAAAAAUGUUUUUCCAACUAGUAUAGUCUAC
Castor canadensis (American beaver) is the source of this 1172-nucleotide messenger RNA. It is a transcript of the gene Arg1, whose product is annotated as arginase 1. Lineage: Eukaryota; Metazoa; Chordata; Mammalia; Rodentia; Castoridae. Gene Ontology annotation, molecular function: arginase activity; manganese ion binding. Gene Ontology annotation, cellular component: cytosol; nucleus; cytoplasm. The record is from RefSeq and is a predicted model, not a curated record.